Messenger RNA from Spinacia oleracea (spinach), 1539 nucleotides. RefSeq names its product UDP-glycosyltransferase 86A1. The record is from RefSeq and is a predicted model, not a curated record. The transcript is spliced from 3 exons. Gene Ontology annotation, molecular function: UDP-glycosyltransferase activity. NCBI's taxonomy places the organism in Eukaryota, Viridiplantae, Streptophyta, Magnoliopsida, Caryophyllales, Amaranthaceae. The coding region runs from base 1 to 1035 and encodes 344 amino acids.
AUGGAUUUGGGUAAGGAGAUGAGCUUGAAGGGUUAUUUUAACAAUGAGGAUGAAGGUGAGGGUGACAGUUUUAACGGCAAUGAUGAUGGUUCCAAUGAAUCAUUAACCAAUUUUAUUUUUGACAAACACCUUUUUUUAGGAUCAAGUUUGCGCCACGAUCCUAUAGACUAUAUACCUGGAAUAACUUCGAUUAAACGUACGGAUUUGACAUCAUAUCUUCAAGAAGAGGACUUGACAACUUUGCACCACCAAUGCAUCUUCCAAUCAAUGGAUGAUUCUAAACAAGCCGAUUUUAUCCUAGCUAACACAGUCCAAGAGCUUGAAGCCCAUUCUAUUACAGCCAUUGAGGCCCAAAUCCCAUUUUAUGCUAUUGGGCCACUAUUUUCACCAGGCUUCACUAAAAGCCCAGUGGCAACUAGUUUAUGGGCCGAAUCGUACUGCAUCCAGUGGCUAGACUCAAGACCUCCUGGCUCAGUUUUGUAUGUAUCAUUUGGUAGCUAUGCACAUAUUAGCAAACAUGAACUUGAAGAGAUAGCUAAUGGAAUCAAGCUAAGUGGGGUUAACUUUAUUUGUGUUAUCCGACCCGAUAUGGUGAGUUCCGAUGAUCUAGACCCACUUCCAUUUGGGUUUCGGGACGAGGUUUGUGACCGGGGGAUGAUUGUGACGUGGACAUGUCAGGUAGAGGUGUUAUCUCAUCGUGCAAUUGGAGGUUUCUUAACGCAUUGUGGUUGGAACUCGACUUUAGAAAGUAUAUGGUGUGAAGUUCCUUUACUGUGCUUUCCCUUGUUGACCGAUCAAUUUACCAACCGUAAACUAAUUGUGAAUGAUUGGAAAAUUGGGCAUAACCUUUGUGAGGAGAAACCCGUGAAAAGGGAGGAGGUAACGCGAAAGGUAAAGGAUUUAAUAGGUGGAUCCAUGGGGUUUGAGCUCAAGAAUAACAUCAAGGAAAUCAAACGAGUACUAGAGAAUGCAAUGAGAGCAAGAGGAUCUUCAAAGCAAAAUGUCGAAAACUUCAUUGAGAAAUUGAGCACUUGAUAGUAAGAACAAAGAUGAUAUCAUGUUUUAAGCCAUCAAAUUGAGUUUAUAUUGGAUAGUGUAUACUCAGUUUUCCUGAAUUUGUUCUUUAACUCUGUCCUGGUGGGGUAGAUUAUAUUUGUAGUGAUUUUGCAGGUUUGAAUACUCCAAACUUGGAUCAAGAAUCAAGAAUGUAGAAGAGAUUCGAGAUUUGUUAGCUGAAUACACUACAAAAAAUUGUACCAUUAACGACGAGAAAUCCCGUCGCUAAAGGCCAAUAAUCAUUGAUUAAUGACGGGAUUUCCCGUCAUAAAAUGGGUCGUCAUAAAAUAGGUCGUCGUUAACACGUCGUAAAAGACAUUUGCGACGGUUGUUCCCGUCUUUGUUUGGUUGUUGUCCCCGUCACAAAAGGCUUUUGCGACAUAAUUUUUGACCCGUCGUAAUUAGAUUGUCAUUAAAGAUACAAAUUCUUGUAGUGAUAUUAUGAGCUGAGGUUUUGUAAUAGUUUGAGUUUAUUUUUGUGAA